This is a messenger RNA of Caenorhabditis auriculariae, 962 nucleotides long. The record is from the annotation of a GenBank genome assembly. NCBI's taxonomy places the organism in Eukaryota, Metazoa, Nematoda, Chromadorea, Rhabditida, Rhabditidae.
AUGAACCUUCUCAUGAUCAUCCUCAUCGUUGCCUCUAUCUUGGCCUUCGCUUUGGCACGACCACAGUACCCCGACUACAAAGGUGAUUUUCAACUUCUACUCUCCUCACUAUGACUGAAAUCGAUCUGGAAAAUGUUCUAACUGAGUCCUUCUGCAGAUAUCGAUGACGAACGCUUCCAUGACGAACGCUACGACGACGAUGGCACUGGCGUCGUCGUCGACAAAGUCUACGCGACUCCACGUCCCAACAAGCACGGUCACCACCACCAUCAUCAUCACAAGAAGUACCUGAAGACGAACCGACUCGAGCGUCUCAAGCGCUUCUUGCGCCUCUGAAUCCACCGCCACGUCUUCUGAUUGCUGACGACGUCGCCGCAACGGUGCCGGGUGACACCGCCCUCGCCGCUUUCGUGUCCUUGGUAGCCGAUCAUCAUCAUCGUCACCUUUACCGAAGACCUUUUAUUAUUCGUUGUGUUAUAUUUUCCUUCAGCUGUUCUUCUGACCUUUCUGGCUUAGCCCUUUUUUCCUUCUUCGGCUCUUCCUUAACUUUGACGGGCCUAUAAGGCGCUACCGUCAACUUCCCGAUACUUUCAAAAUCCUACGACACCCAAGCUUUCUGGUAACGAUACUUUCAUUGUUGAAUUAGGGCCUGCCCAACUCUCUCUCAUAAUGUCUUUCGCUAGAAAUCUCUUCUCCAUCUCCAUUGACUCAAAAAACUCCUUAGAAGCUUCGCAAGUGCAAUUUCAAGUGCCCGAAAAGCUUAAAAAUGGAUCUCGAACCCAUCCUUGUCAUUACAUUCUCACGAGUUUUGCCAAAGCGCAGAUGCCACUAUGUUCAGAAACUACCCGAUUAUUUUUCCCACUUUUAUUCAGCAUUUGCGCGCUGACGAACUCUUCAGAUCCGGUUUGACCGAUAGAGCUCCGUUGAGCCUAGCUCGAAUUGUCCUCCAUAGAACCGACUAG